AUGUCACGGGUUCACGUCGAUUUUGAACCAGAGGCUGCCUGGAAGCACGCUUUACAGAGCCGAAUCAACGACAACCUCGAAAAAAUGCUACAAGAUGCUCGGACGUCUUUCGAGCUUGACGUCGCCAAUGUACCACUGACGUGCCCGGAAACGCGAUACAAAUUGACGGCGGAGUACACCAGGGGUGUGGAAUUUCUUCGGGCCAUCGCUGGGGAGGAGUACGAGCAUGCAGUUGAGAGAGAGCGAAGGGAGCGGGAAUGGAGUGCUCACUGUGGGGUGAUGCCGGAGGAGUGGUCUUCUGCUCUCCGUCAGGAACAGGAGGCUAUUCUGGAGGCCAUCGAGAGGAAGAAGGGCACACCCGUUGGAGUUGAAAGGCCAUCGCGCGAAACCACCAUACCUGACAAAGUCAAAUGUUCCACCACGUCCAUGCCCUCAACCCAGCCAACACCUCAUACUGCGGGCUCGGCGGAUACUAAAUCCCCCGCGUCCUCUGUGUGGACAAAUACCAAGAUCCUCGAUGAUCAACACGAAACGCCAGAGGAAGCGGCUGCGCGCGAACGUCAGGAAAAACACGAGCGGCAGCAGGAAGAAUUUCGGAAACGGGCAGAGGAGAUCAAGCGGCGGACCGCAGAACGCAAGCGGCAAGCUCAAGCCGAAUUUAACACCUCAUCUACAAGUUCCACGUCGUCAUCAUCGUCUGACAAUGGCGACCCCUACCCGUCACCACAUGGCCUUUUGUCCGACGAAGACACCAUCAAACUCCUUAUCUUCCACGACCAACAGUGGUCUCGCAUCGCCGAAUACACAUCUCUUCAUUGGUCUGACUUCCCUUGGCCCGUCUUGAGCUUUGCUGGGCCCAAAAACCCUGGCGAUCUCACCCUCGUCGUGGUUUCAGCGUAUAUUUUGUCGGCGUUUGAUCUGCGGAGGGAUAAGGCGAGGUCGAAGGAGAGGUUGAGGGAGCAUAUCAGGAAGUGGCACCCCGAUCGGUUCGAAGGGCGAUUUUUGAAAAAUGUUCCAGAGGGGAGGGAGAGGGAGAAGGUUAGGCUUGGGGCUGGGAUGGUGGCGAGGUUCUUGAACGAUUUAUUGGCCAGGUUUCAUGACCUUGGCUAG
Laccaria bicolor S238N-H82 is the source of this 1110-nucleotide messenger RNA. RefSeq lists its product as uncharacterized. The record is from RefSeq and is a predicted model, not a curated record. Gene Ontology annotation, biological process: canonical NF-kappaB signal transduction. The transcript has a single exon. Lineage: Eukaryota; Fungi; Basidiomycota; Agaricomycetes; Agaricales; Hydnangiaceae. The coding region runs from base 1 to 1110 and encodes 369 amino acids.